Messenger RNA from Aspergillus glaucus CBS 516.65, 1023 nucleotides. RefSeq lists its product as uncharacterized. The coding region runs from base 1 to 1023 and encodes 340 amino acids. The record is from RefSeq and is a predicted model, not a curated record. The transcript has a single exon. Lineage: Eukaryota; Fungi; Ascomycota; Eurotiomycetes; Eurotiales; Aspergillaceae.
AUGCCCCCCAACCCUCAAAAGAAGAAAAAGGGCAACCCCCUCCUCCUCACCCUCCCCAGACACCUGCGCAAAAAGAUCUACAAAUACUUCUUCAACUCUACCACCAUCUUCUCCGGCAGCGCCCCCAACAGACCCCGCGCCGCAUCCACGUCCUUAACCCCCAACCCUCUCGCCCUCCUGACGGUAAACCACCAAACCCACGCCGACGCCAGAAACCUCUGGAUCCCGCGCGUCGAAUUCGCCUUCGUCACGGAACGAGCGAUGUUUAAUAAACUCAAUACUGAGGUCCCAGAUGAUGCACUUGCCGAGAUACGGUAUAUUACUAUCUGGCCAUUGAGGAUUAACGAGGAGGAUGUUGAGGAUUGGUUCUUUCAUUUCGAGAAGCAGAAAGCGGACUAUCAUACGCAACUGUGUGACCUGAGGCUCCGCCAGUUUACGGUCUGCCUGACGACAUUCGAUACUGUCCUUCCAACGCUAGAGCGCAUUCUGCGGUAUCGCCCUGAAUGGAGGGACAGAUUGCGCUGUUACAUGGAUGAUCCGCGAAACACUACCGUACCUGCGCGCAGAACCGCAGGCCGGGAUCGAACCCGAAAAAUCAUCAAAAGCAGCAGAAACACCCGCACCAACAAUACCAGCAACAACGGCCCCGGACGAGGUCUAACACAAUACUGGUUCGCAAUAUCCUGGAUCCCCCUCAGAACCUCAACCCCAACCCCUCCCUCGUGGACCGCAACCUCCCACGAAGAAACCCACACCCACAUGAACGCCUCCAUCCGCGUCUACCGCUUCAUAAACCUCGGCAACCGCCUCGGCUACGGAAGCGUCAAGUGUGCUAGUUUCUGGCCUAGCGAGGAGGAUGAGAUGGGGGAUGUUGAAGAGGAAGACGAGGAUGAGGAUGUGAGGAUGAGGGAGAGGGUUUUGGCGGGGGAGGGGGGCAGGCAGGUUGGGGAGUGGUUGAGGGGGGUGGAGGGGGAGGAGGCGAGGUUGUUUGGGGGGUGGUAUUGUGGGGCUUAUGCGCUUUAG